AUGGCGCCGCCAACACCCUGCCGCUCAUCGCCUCUCCCCCGCCUCCCGGAAGCCACGAAGCAGACCCACCCCGCCGCCGGCCCGCCCAGGCCCAGAUGGGCCCCGAAGGGCUUAGAUCUGGGCCGAGCGGGCGUCGCCAGACCGCGCCGCCGCGUCGCCCUGCCGCCAACGGCGACGCCACCGUCCAAAAGUCCGCCCCCGCUCGCGCCAAGAGCCCCCGCCGCCGCGCUGGACCGCCGCCGCCUAGAAGCACCGCCCGGGGUCGCCCCGUCCCGCGCCGGCGGACACCCGAGAGGGGAAAAGCCAGGGGGCCGCCGCCACCAGCGUCGCCCGGGGCAGGCCCGCAGCGGGCGCCAGUGA
Messenger RNA from Aegilops tauschii subsp. strangulata, 360 nucleotides. NCBI's taxonomy places the organism in Eukaryota, Viridiplantae, Streptophyta, Magnoliopsida, Poales, Poaceae. The record is from RefSeq and is a predicted model, not a curated record.